Molecule: messenger RNA, 818 nt
Organism: Schistosoma guineensis
Lineage: Eukaryota; Metazoa; Platyhelminthes; Trematoda; Strigeidida; Schistosomatidae
Source: the annotation of a GenBank genome assembly
CUUCAAAUACGGUGUGCUCGCCUUGAACAGGGCCACUCAAGGUCGCGAGGGUGGAUUUGACUUGGGUCUUACUCUUGGUCCGUCCAUCAGGUUAGAUAUUGGGAGACAGUGACCAGAUUUGGUGUUGCAGCUGCGAAUGUCAGCUCAAGACCAGCCAGCUUUCGUUGUUCUUGACACCAAUCAAGGCACUAUAACUAUUGAACUUUAUUGGAAGCAUGCCCCAAAGACAUGUCUUAAUUUUGCUGAGUUAGCAAGGCGUGGGUACUACAAUAAUGUUGCUUUUCAUCGUGUUAUUCGAGAUUUCAUGAUACAAGGUGGCGACCCAACAGGUACUGGUCGAGGUGGAGCAUCAAUAUAUGGCUCUUACUUCGCGGAUGAAAUUCACCCUGACCUAAAACACACAGGUGCUGGAGUUGUUUCAAUGGCAAACGCCGGUCCAAAUACAAAUGGCAGUCAGUUUUUUAUAACUUUGGCUCCUACACAGUGGUUAGAUGGUAAACAUACUAUUUUUGGACGUGUUGCUUCCGGUAUGAAAGUUGUUCAGCGCCUCGGUAUGGUCGAUGUUGAUCAAGCAGAAAGACCUCGUGAGCUUAUCAAGAUAAUCCGUGCGAACACAACGAAUACUGUAUAAAUUACCUUAUCGACACCUAAAGUUCUGUAACGUUUUUUUGCAUAAAGUUUUGCUUGUCUGAAACUGUACAGUCUGAGAUCUAUGUGUUGACCUGUAGAAGAGUGAGAUCUAUAUGGCUUUCACAGAAAUUGUAGUGUAUAUCAUCUCUUAUAGUAUCUGCUGCUCCACAGAUGUCGUUUUGACUUAA